AUGGCCUCUGCCAAUAACUUUACCGAAGCCGCUCAGAGGUCACUCGAGGCUGCUCUCUCCCUCGCCAAGGAGCAUUCCAACUCACAGGUAAGCUGCAGGCAGUCACUCUUCCCCCAGAACGACCAUCGCUGCAUUCGUGACGUCAACCGGACACGAGCUGACCUCGUCUCCUCUUCCACAUAGGUCGCCCCAGCCCAUCUCGCCUCGGCCCUGCUGACGCCUUCGACAGCAGAGGGAGCUCAACCAGGACAGACCUUGUUCCACUCCAUUCUCAACAAGGCAAGUUUCCCCCGCCUCCACCUUCACCACCCCACCUCGUGAGCCACAACUGACCAUUUCUUCCAUUUGCUUCUUUCUCCCAGGCUGGCGCACAACCCGAAGUCUUUGCACGGUCCCUGGCCAAAUUCAUCGUACGCCUUCCCGCACAAGAGCCCGCACCCGAUGAUGUCUCGCUCUCGCCCGGGAUGGGCAAGGUCAUCACCACCGCCAACAAGAUCGCCAAGGAGAAGAACGACACCUUUGUCGCCCAGGACCACCUCAUCCUCGCGCUCGUACAGGACUCGGCCAUCACCAACAUGCUCAAGGAGGCCGGUUCUAACGUUGAGGCCGUCAAGAAGGCCGCCGAUCAAGUUCGAGGCGGCAAGCAGGUCAACUCGCGAGGCGCCGAGGACGGCUUCGAAGCACUGUCCAAGUACGCUCGCGAUCUCACCGCCGAAGCUGAGCAAGGUCGGCUCGACCCUGUCAUUGGACGAGACAACGAGAUCCGACGCUGCAUCCGCAUCCUCUCGAGGCGGACCAAGAACAACGCCGUCCUGAUCGGUGAGCCCGGUGUCGGCAAGACUGCCGUCGCGGAAGGGUUGGCCCAACGAAUUACGAAUCGCGAUGUUCCACCGUCCUUGCUCGGUCGAUUGUGGGCGCUCGACGUUGGUGCUUUGACCGCUGGUGCUUCGUACAAGGGUCAAUUCGAAGAGCGACUCACGUCCGUCAUCACCGAGGUUGAAAAGUCUGAAGCGCCCGUCAUUCUCUUUAUCGAUGAGGUGAGUUCACCACGAGCUAGGCUGACCUCCUUCUAUCGAAACUGACUAUCUCCUCUCCUUUAUACGAUGACAGAUGCAUCUGCUCAUGGCCGGUCAAGGAGCCUCGGGCGGUGGGCUGGACGCCGCCAACAUUCUCAAGCCCUCGCUCAGUCGAGGCAAGAUCCGCUGCAUUGGUGCGACCACUCUUUCCGAGUACCGCAAAUACAUCGAGAAAGAUGCCGCUUUCGAACGGCGAUUCCAGACCGUGCAAGGUAAGUCUGAUUGGCCUAGUAAAGUGUUUCGAACUUUCACUGACCUUUUGGCCUUCUUUGCUUCCUACCGCAGUCAACGAGCCGUCGGUCCCGGAAACGAUUUCGAUCCUGCGAGGUAUCAAGGAAAAGUACGAGCUGCACCACGAGGUCAGCAUCGCCGAUGCGACGCUCAUCUCGGCCGCCACGCUCGCCCAUCGUUACCUCACCUCACGAAAGCUACCCGAUGCCGCCAUCGACCUCAUCGACGAGGCGGCCUCCGCCGUUCGCGUCGCUCGCGAAUCUGUACCAGAGGAGGUUGAUAAGGUGAGUCCAGUCCGAAGCGUCGUGCUCAAUGUGCACACCAGAUGCUAACCUCGACCUUCCCACAGAUUGAACGCGCCAAACUGCAACUCGAAAUCGAAUUGCACGCAAUCCGCAAUGAGCUUUCCAAGAACAAGAACGACGAAGUUGCGAAGGCCAAGAUCUCCGAACUCCAACAGCAAGUGGCACACCUCGACGAUCAACUCAAGCCCAUCAUGGCACGUCUGUCCGCUGAACGGAGCAAGGGCGAAGAGAUCAAUACCAUCAAGCGCAAAAUUGACGAGCUCCAAGCCAAGGCCGCGGACGCCGAACGACGCUAUGACCUUGCAACAGCCGCCGAUCUUCGUCACUACGCGAUUCCUGACCUGCAAACUCGUUUGGCAAGCCUCGAGACCCAGAAGAAGGAGGAGGAUGCUCAGGCCAGGGCAUCGGGGGUUGAGAUGCUCGCCGGCGACGUCGUGCUGCCGGAACACGUUCAAGCGGUGGUGUCGCAAUGGAGCGGCAUUCCUCUGCAGCAGCUGCGUCUCACCGAAAAGGCGAAGCUGAUGAAGAUGGAGUCGAUCCUGCGCAAAGAGGUCGUGGGGCAGAAUGACGCCGUCGCCGCAGUCGCCAACGCCAUUCGCCUUUCUCGAUCCGGUCUCUCGAAUCAAGAACGACCGAUUGCCUCGUUCCUGUUCGUCGGUCCUUCGGGAACGGGCAAGACGCUCCUGUCCAAGGCUCUGGCACGCUUCUUGUUCGACUCGCCCGACGCGAUGAUCCGAAUCGACGGAUCCGAAUACAGCGAGAAGCAUUCCAUCUCGCGCUUGAUUGGAUCUCCACCUGGCUAUGUCGGUCACGAGGAAGGAGGUACUUUGACCGAGUACGUUAGGCGUCGACCGUACUGCGUCAUUCUCAUCGACGAAAUCGAAAAGGCGUCGCGCGAAGCCAUUCUCUUGCUUCUUCAGGUCCUUGACGAUGGGGUGAGUCGUUUUCGCGCCAUGAUUCAUUCUUCAGCGCAUGUACUGACUUCGCUUCCCCUUGCACAUCCGCUCACAGCGCUUGACGGACUCUCAGGGACGCGUCGUCUCGUUCAGGAAUGCCGUCAUCAUCAUGACUUCGAACCUGGGUGCCGCCUACCUCUCCGACCUUCCCGAAGCGGACACCAUCCCCCCUGCGACCCAAGAGCUCGUCCAAGGGGCGAUUCGGGCCCACUUUCCACCCGAGUUCAUCAACCGCAUCGACUCGACCAUCAUCUUCGCCCGCCUCUCGAAGGACCAAGUCCGCUCGAUCGUCGACAUCCGCAUCGCCGAAGUCCAAAAACGACUACGCACCAACGGUCGCGACAUCACUCUACAAAUCUCACCCGCGGCAUUGGACUUCCUCGGUUCGAUCGGUUAUCACCCUUCGUACGGUGCUCGACCUUUGAAUCGCGCUAUUCAGACCGAGCUGUUGAACCCGCUUUCGAAACUCAUCAUUGAUGAAUCGAUUCGCGAUGGAGAGAUCGCAAGGGUCGAGUUCGAUGCGCAGGCCAGCCGGAUCGUCGUGUUGGGCAACCACGAACCGCUCAAGAUGGAUAUUGAUGGGGAUGCCGAUUCGGACGAGGAGGAUGAGAUUCAGGUGGAAGAGUUGGAUUGA
This is a messenger RNA of Microbotryum saponariae, 3202 nucleotides long. The record is from the annotation of a GenBank genome assembly. NCBI's taxonomy places the organism in Eukaryota, Fungi, Basidiomycota, Microbotryomycetes, Microbotryales, Microbotryaceae.